AUGUCAUUGGCACCAUGCCAACCGUGGUGCAAGAAAUCCGGUUCAGAUAGUUACGGGUGUGAUGGUACCUCGUACCAAGGAAAGCACAUUGAUGCGUCUCUCAUUCAGAAGGAUGCCGAUGGUUACCAAUGGGUUCCAGCCAAAUGCUUUUGCGACUUGAAGGUUGCCGAGGAACUUCUCAAUAUCGUUGUUGAAGGUCUCACUAUCCUUGAUAAGAUCAUUUGUGCAGCUAUGUUGGAAGCAUUCCAGUCAAUCAUCGAAGUCGGCAUCAGCUUCAUCCCUGGAGGUGCCGCUCUCAACGGAGCUAGGGCCGCCGUUCAAGGAGCCAAGACCUUUGCCGAGAACGGGCUAGAGGCUGCUUCCUUCUUUGGUGACUGGGUCGGGCCUGCGUGUGGAGUUCACAACUGGAAGUUUGACCUCUUUGGAGCCUUGGUCAACGCGCCUGACUCUAUGGGGGUCAGCAAUGGCUGCCACAAGAAAGACAAGGCUGCUUGCAAGAGGAUGGUGUCUAAACCGGACCCGACGAAGAAGCCAGAGAUCCCGAUAGAAAAGACAAGGACGGUGGAUCUCGGCAAAUCAUCCACCGCCUCACCCGUACAUGAGACGUCGACUAGUUUGGUAUCUUCAACCAUAUCAUCCGAAAUGGCGUGUGUAUUGGCUGCUCGAGCGGCCAAGCCUCACUCGCGGGUAGGAGUUGUAGAUGAUGCCGAAACUUCAGAGCGCAAAUGCGGGAAAUCAGUCACAAUUCAUUUGACGGAAACCGUCAAGCCCAUCGGCUUUUACGAGACUAGAUUCCCCAAUAUCAAGUGCCGAAGGCAAUGGUCGCAAGCUUGUUAUCAUUACUCAUCUGUCAUGGAAAUCCACCGAAACACAAGAUCCAUGACUGAAUGGAUCUGCGGCGCAACUCAGUCGACUAGCAAUGACGGCUCUGCCACCGACGUCUGGGGUUCGACGGCUGUGGCAUCAUUGGCUCUUACAAAUCAGCACUGGGGAUGGCCAUGGGCUAACGGCUUUGUUCCACGUCGUGUUCUGAAGCAUGCUAAUGGCCUGCCGAAGAAGGAUAAGUACGGGACCAAGAUUGCUGUUGGCUGCGACAGGGACGAGUUUCCACCUCGAUACUUUUGGCCCAAGGAUAAUGAAGCACAAAAGAAAGGCAUGUCCUCAACUACUCGCACCAGUACUGUGACGUCUUUCAUUCAGAGCAAGUUUAUCAGGACCGUCAACGCCAAUAGUCGGACUGCUAAAGGCUUGGACGGUACAACAAUGGUAACGAGCUGGGUUUCAAUCGAAACCGCAAGAGCUAUCUUCAAGAUCACCGACUGGGAUGGUCUCCCAAAAGACACGAAGUGGUACGGCCUCCGGGACAACAAAUGCUGGCCAAAGGAUCUUACGCCUGAUGACCCUGGGUGGAUUCUUUUGACCAACAACGAGUUUUACGCGGCAGGACAGCAUCUCGACCUCGCGCCACAUACGCAAGGUUACAGAGGAUUGCCAGACCUCACACUGUUGAGGCGAGUUCUACAACAGCGCAAGAAUUCACCUCCGUUCGAGUUUCGUGAGCUCAACAGUACAGAAUACGGCGGAAGAAAGAUUUAUGAGGGGAACGGAGACGGUCAAAUCCCAAGAGCAUAUCGCGACAAUGUCUUACCCGGCAUGCCCCAGCCCAAAAGACGGCGCAGAAUGAUUUGGGCCGAAGAGAACAACAAUGCACAAGUCUAG
Molecule: messenger RNA, 1719 nt
Organism: Colletotrichum godetiae
Lineage: Eukaryota; Fungi; Ascomycota; Sordariomycetes; Glomerellales; Glomerellaceae
Exons: 5
Coding region: 1-1719 (572 amino acids)
Source: RefSeq, a predicted model, not a curated record